AUGCCGUAUGGAGUUCAGCAGCAGCAGCCUCCACCAUACGUGCAGCAUCAGCAGCAGCCGCAGCAGCAGCAGCAGCAACAGCCCUAUGGACAGCCGCCUCCCUAUGGGCAGCAGCCUCAGCAGCAGCAGCAGCAGCAGCAGCCAAUGUAUGGCCACCCUCAGCAGCAGCAGCAACAGCAGCAACACCUGCAGCAGCAGCAGCAACAGCCAUACGGACAGCAGCAACCACCAUACGGGCAGGCGCCGCAAGUGCCGCCGCCGCAGCAGCAGCAGCAGCCAGCCAAUCCGUAUAUGCAGCAGCAGCAGCGACAGGUGCCCCCCCCGCAGCAGCAGCAGCAGCAGCAGCAGCAACUCUACGGGCCCCCGCCUGCAGCGUAUCAACAAAUGCCGCAGCAGCAGCAGCAGCAAGGAGAAGGAGAAGGCUACGGCCCUCUUCGUGGGGCAGCACACGGAACUGUACAAAGGGGUGAGCUACUGCUGCUGCUGCUGCUGCUGCUGAGGCUGCUGUUGCUGGUGGUGGUGUUGGCGCCGCUCCUGCUAGUCCUGCUGCGGUUUCCGUCGCUGGUUUCCCCUUUGCUGCUGCUGCAGCUGCUGCUGUGCUACGAUACUAUCUGCUUGUUUGUGUUGCUGUUGAGCUGA
Molecule: messenger RNA, 639 nt
Organism: Eimeria mitis
Lineage: Eukaryota; Apicomplexa; Conoidasida; Eucoccidiorida; Eimeriidae
Exons: 1
Coding region: 1-639 (212 amino acids)
Source: RefSeq, a predicted model, not a curated record